AUGGAGGAAAGAGGUAUGAUUCUGGAAAAGCAAGAGACAGAGUUGGAAAAGCUGCGGGCGUCCUGUCAGGAGGUGGAAGCCAGACAGAAAGCGCUACAAGAAGAGUUGCAGAAGGAAGAGUUGAAGUUGCAGAAGGAGAGACAGGAGGCGUUGCGCAUGCAGGAGGUUGUUUUGCGGUCGAAGCAAGAAGCGGAAACCGACUUUGCCCUUAAGGAAGCCAAGCUUGCUGAGAGAGAGGCAUGUCUCACAGAGAAAGAGAGACGGGUCAGAGAGCAUGAAAUUGAAGCAGGUGUCAAAGAAGAAGAGAGAAUGCUCGAAGACUCCAAACGUAAGGAAGACUUGCGGGCUUUGGAGCUGAAUCUGAGGAAGGAGCAAAAGGAGCAGAUCCGUCAGAAAGCGGAUCUAGUUGAAAACACUCGAAAGCAAAAAGAGAAGUUCGAAACAGAGAGAAGAUGGUUGGAAGAGGAAAGAGCCGCUUUGUUGACGCUUAGUGAGCAGACUUCAAAAGCAAGAGCGAUUGUUGCUAAGCGUGCUGAGGAACUAGAGGAGCGUGAAAGAGAAGCAGCCUCUGAGAAGGAGAAGGUAGCCGCCGACAGGAGGAGCUUCGAGGACAACAAACUAGAAUGGGAGAGGAAGCAAGUAGAAGAGAAAGAGCGGCUAGGAAGAGAGAUCCAAGCAGCGAAAGAAGCCUGCGAGGCUGCGUUGAAAGCUGAGAAGAAGGCUGCAGAAGCGGAACUAGUGAGAGCGAGAGAAUCUGCUGCGCAGGAGUUGGCCAAAGAAAAGAGCAGAUUGGACACGAGGCGAGCUGAGGAGGAAAGCAGGAUACAUGCGCUGGAGAACGAACUGAAGGAAAGAGAGGUGUCCGUCUCCAUUAGGGAGCGAGCGAACGAUGCUGAAGAGAAGAGAGUGGACGAAGAGAAACACACGCUUGUUACGGUGAGGGCUGAUCUCGAACGAGAACGGAAUGAGCUUUUCAAGGUCAAGGAUGAGAGCGAGACUUCGGCGGGCGCACUGGAGGAGGAGUGGAGGCGAUGCAUCGUAUGGGCGGUGCACGUCGAAGCGGAGAGCAAGAAGCUUGAGGAGGAGAGCGCGCGCGCUCGCGAGCGUGCCAAAGAGCUGGACCAAAGGUCGGAGAGCUUGGAUCGGAGGGAAGCGGACGCCAGAAGGCGCAUCGAGAAGCUGGAAAAGCAGGAAGAAGACGUCUCAGUACGGGUCCGGGCGUUUGAACAGCGAGAGACAGAAUGGGAAGAGGGAAUGAAGGAGCGAGAAACGACUUCAGGGAAGCUACGCUCGGACUUCGAAGCCGCAUCAACCGCGCACGCGGCCGCGCAGGCGGCCUUCGAGCGCGACAGGGCGGCCGCGGAGGACGCGCUCAGAGGCGCCGAGCAGUCCAUGGACGCGAGGGAGCGGAAUCUGGCCAGGCGGGAAGCGGAAUUGCAAGACCGGAGCGGAAAGGUGGCAGCAGGGGGGUACAGCUUGGAGGAACGGAGAAGGAAGCUGGAAAGUGACGAGAAAGCUAUGAGGGACUCUGAAGCGAAGUUGAGGGAGAGAGAAUCAGAGUUGGGGAAACUGAAGCAGGGUCUCGAGAAAGAGAAAGACGAGUUGUGCGUGCAGAAAGGAAAUACUGAGAGGGCUUUGGCGGAAGGAGAAGCUGAGCUUGAGAAGAAGGCGCGGGCGCUGGUGGACGAGCGCAUGCGCGCGCGCGAGCGCGCCGGUCGGGAGGACUGCCAGUGCGCGCGCGCAUCGGAGCACCGCGCGAAAGAAGAGAGUUUGGAGGUGAGAGAUCGCGAACUGCGCGAGGAAAGGGAUCGGAUGGAAAAGAAGAUGAGAGGCUUGGAGGUUGAGGUUGAAGAUGCGAAGGAAAGAUUGGAGCGGAAAGAGCGCGAUGCCGAGCGAAAAGCGCGUGAGGCGGAACGGAACGAGCGAGAGGUCGAGCGGAAAGAGCGCGACGUAGCGCGGAGGGAGCGGAGCGCGGGCGCCGCGGCCGCGAGGUGGGCGGCCAAGCGCGACGCGCUUCAAAAAUUAGAGCAAACAGCCGAGGAGAAGGAGACGAAAAUUCGUCGACUCCAGGCGGAACUCCAGCGGAUCCUCCGGCAGCGGAAAGAGGCAGCACGCAGCGUCGCGACUCAGACCGUCGACGAACGGGCAGUCAACCGAGGAGCAGUGGAACCUCUUUCCGCCGUUAAUACUUCCGUUGCUUCCGCUGGGAUCGCUGCACAGACCGGACCGGCGAGGGGCUUCCGCUCAACGGAAAGCAGAAGAGCAACGGAAUCAGCGGUUGUGAUCGACGACGAAGAGACUCCGGUCGGCAUCCUGCCGAGCAACGGAAGAACGCCGGUUGUGUUGCCAGAUUUAAGCCCAGUCGAAGUGAGCGGAACGCGGCGGAACGGUGUUUUGCAGCCGAGCGGAACGGGUGGGGCGACGCGGCCGCGCGGCAACCCCGUUUCUGAGUCGCCCUCUUUCCUGGACCUUGGGGCGCCUGCCUUGGAUGCCGUCCGGGUGAACCUGUUCCCCUCUGACCGAGCGGAAAGGAGGGAGCGGAACCGGCGAGCCGAAUCGAGGCCGGAAAGGUUGGACGCCCAGCCAAAGGGACGACGUCAGAGCGAAGAGAAGAGCACAGCCGGGCAGACUUGUGCAGAGAAACCACGGUUUUAUUCCGCGACAAGGUAUCUGAGCGAUGCUACGGAAAAGGGUUUGAACGGAUUAGAACCGGAACGGAAUGGAAUAUUCGAUAGGGAAGGGUUUGGAAAGUGUGAAAGUGAGACGCCUCAGAUGCCUCGAGCGCUCUUGGACAGGGCGGCGACCUUGGAGCAGGCGGCGAGGCAAGAGGUGUCGCCAAGAGAUAGUUUCAGGAACCUGCAUCCCGAGAAAGACUGCGGCGGAAGGCCUGAACCUAAUGGAGCGGAAAGAAAGAAAGCAUCCGCUCCUCGAGCCGAAACGGACCGGCCGGAAAGAGCGGCGGCGGAGCGCCCGAGGAGCGGCAUCUGCGGCGAAGCAAGGGGCUCAAAGUUUGAACCUCAAAAGCCGGGCGAGAACUACGUGCAACCCGAGGGAAGGUGCAAGCCUCACGCCCUGUGUUUAACGCCCCCCGACUACCAAUUCAAACCCCCGGGAACGACAUCUCGCUACGAAAACGGCCGACGUUCCGGCCUGCGAAGUCCGGCGGACUGUUUACGGGAGCCCGGAAUGAUGCGAGUUGAGGGGAGGCGUCAAACGAUAAGAGACGGUUGGUCGGAGGGGGAGACGGGGGAGCCAGAAGAGGACCGUUUCUACACUCCCGACGCCCGGGACAUUUCUCCGGGGGGAGACGACAGUACUGAUGUUUCCAGUAGGGGGGCAGGGGAUGGGGGAGAAGAUGGGGACGGCUUUUUCACACCGUGCAACGGCCGGCAAAGUUGGGGGUGGGACCCCGCACGAGACCCCCUUCCAAGCAGCAAGGAGGGGCUCUUGGAGCUGAGGGAUGCGCUACAGCUGAGAGUGCAGGAACUCGUAUUGAGCCGUCUAGACCAAACCGGAAGUGGGUCUGUUGAAAGGAGCUUGGACACAGCUUCUACUGCGAGCAAAACGGCGCUUGCGCACGUUCAAAGCAAGAUAGCAAAUCUGUAG
This is a messenger RNA of Klebsormidium nitens, 3606 nucleotides long. NCBI's taxonomy places the organism in Eukaryota, Viridiplantae, Streptophyta, Klebsormidiophyceae, Klebsormidiales, Klebsormidiaceae. The record is from the annotation of a GenBank genome assembly.